UCCCCCAUACUCCAUACACGGAAAUGGCUGAAUCUCCUUUCAGCAUGGGGGCAAAGCUGCCCCCUCCAUGACACCUGAGGCUCGACAAGGGGGUGCCAUGCAAGCCCCACGGCAGGCUGUCCUGCCCUCCAGCAGCCCCCUGCCGUGCCCCCUGCUGUCAGCAGCAGCCCAGCGAACUCCUGCCUGCGCUCACCCUCCGCAACAUCGGGAUCGAUGCUCUGCCGUUCGCUGGCAGGCCAUGCGCUGUCAACAGGGCGGGCUCCUGGGCUCCGUUGCUCCAGCCCUUUGGACCAGAGAGAAAGUCCACAAGGAGAUCCAAGAUGUUUUUGGUUCUUCCUGCUCUGUCUGCUAUGAAGAUAAAAGGAAACUGCCCUACACCAAUGCGGUCAUUCAUGAGAUCCUGCGCUCCAAAUAUCCCUUGUUUUUUGGGCUCCCAAGACAGAGUACCAAGGCUCUGAGCAUGAACGGCAUUCCCAUUCCCAAGGGGGCCCGUAUCAUUGCAGACCUGUGCUCUGUCCUUCACGAUCCCAAGUAUUGGGAGACGCCUCAUGAGUUCAACCCGAAUCAUUUUUUGGACAAGGAGUUUCUCUCAAAACACAGAAGGGAUACUGGGGAGGGACGGCGUCAUCAGAAGAAUCCAUGGGCCCGGGUGUGUGUGGGGGAGCAGCUGGCGCAGAUGGAGCUCUUUCUCUUCCUGACCAGCCUCCUGCGAGCGUUCCAGUUCCAGCUGCCAGAUGGCGUGGAGAAACUCAGCCAAGAACCUGUCAUGCAGUUUACCUGCCAUCCCAGGCCCUACAAAAUCCGGGCCAUUCCCCGCUGA
Messenger RNA from Varanus komodoensis (Komodo dragon), 820 nucleotides. RefSeq names its product cytochrome P450 2K6-like. Lineage: Eukaryota; Metazoa; Chordata; Lepidosauria; Squamata; Varanidae. The transcript has 4 exons. Gene Ontology annotation, cellular component: cytoplasm; intracellular membrane-bounded organelle. The coding region runs from base 68 to 820 and encodes 250 amino acids. Gene Ontology annotation, biological process: xenobiotic metabolic process; arachidonate metabolic process. The record is from RefSeq and is a predicted model, not a curated record. Gene Ontology annotation, molecular function: iron ion binding; oxidoreductase activity, acting on paired donors, with incorporation or reduction of molecular oxygen, reduced flavin or flavoprotein as one donor, and incorporation of one atom of oxygen; heme binding.